This is a messenger RNA of Peronospora farinosa, 1536 nucleotides long. The record is from the annotation of a GenBank genome assembly. NCBI's taxonomy places the organism in Eukaryota, Oomycota, Peronosporomycetes, Peronosporales, Peronosporaceae.
AUGGCAGCUGGUGUCGUGGUGAACGUCCACAACAACGACGAUGACAUCCCGACUGAGGGCUCGCGCUCCUACGCCAUUAUCGUGUGCGUAUUCGCCGCUCUUGGUGGUCUCUUCUUCGGCUAUGACCAGGGGGUUACCUCGGGCGUACUCAUCAUGGACUCGUUCCUCAACGACUACUGCGUCGGCUGGCACAACUUUACGUACGAGCAGUGCACGUCCUCGUCGUCCAACUUGCCUACCGAAUGGAUCGGAUUCACAGUCUGGUACAAUAUGGCGUACAACUUGGGCUGCCUUGGUGGUGCCUUUGUAGGUGGCUACGUGGCAGACAAGCUGGGACGUCGCUGGACCAUCUUCACGGCCGGUCUGCUCUUCUGUAUUGGCACGUCUUGGGUGUCCUUUAACAAAGCGCAGGCACAUGAGCUUAUGUACAUCGCUCGCGUGAUUCAGGGCUUUGGUGUGGGCAACUCGUCGUUCUCGCUACCGCUCUUCGGCGCUGAAAUGGCCCCCAAAGAGCUUCGCGGCUUGCUCUCGGGCUUCAUGCAAAUGACCGUCGUGACGGGCCUCUUCAUGGCCAACGUUGUCAACAUUAUCGUGGAGCACCGUGACCACGGUUGGCGUACGUCCAACGGUGUGGCAAUGGCCGCUCCUCUUAUUGUUAUGCUCGGCAUCUUCUUCGUACCGGAGAGUCCUCGCUGGACGUACCUGCACAAAGGCAAGGAGGAGGCGGAGAAGGUCCUCAAGCGCCUUCGCCAGACUGAAAACGUCGGUCGUGAGCUGAAGGUGAUCGGCGACCAGGUCGCAGAGGAGUUGGCGGCCGACAAAGGACUCAUGGAACUGCUUGAGCCGUCCAUCCGUAAGCGUGUUAUCAUCGCUAUGCUACUCCAGGUGCUGCAGCAGGCAACAGGCAUCAACCCCAUCAUGAGCUACGGCGCUCUUAUCUUCCAGGACAUCACGAAAGCUGGUAUCUAUUCGGCCUUCUUUCUUUCUGGUGUCAACUUCCUUAGUACCAUUCCUGCCAUGCGUUGGGUGGAUACGUUUGGCCGUCGUCAGUUGCUUCUGAUUGGUGCCGUCGGUAUGGUAAUAGGCCACUUAUUCGCUGCCAUCUUGUUCACUGUCAUUUGCGACGGCAAUGUGGAGAACGCCGGAUGCCCGAGCGUGGGUGGCUGGUUCAUUUGUGUCGGUACGGCCUUCUUCGUGUUCAACUUUGCCAUCUCCUGGGGCCCCGUGUGCUGGAUCUACCCCGCUGAAAUCUUCUCGUUGGGUGUGCGUGCUCCGGCCGUGGCUCUCUCCACGGCUGCCAACUGGGCCAUGGGCGCCGUCAUGACGGAAGUGGUCAAGCUGUUUCCGCACCUGAACAUUAACGGAGUCUUCUUCCUAUUCUCCGGUCUGUGUUGCAUCUGUGGCGUGUUCGUGUACUUGUUCUGCCCAGAGACGAAAGGCAUGAUGCUGGAGGACAUCGAGCUGUUGUUCAACAGCAAGAAGCCGAAGUCACCUGGUUUCGCGGAAAUUAAGUCGCCGCAGCCGGUGCUAGAGUAA